Molecule: messenger RNA, 2109 nt
Organism: Monoraphidium neglectum
Lineage: Eukaryota; Viridiplantae; Chlorophyta; Chlorophyceae; Sphaeropleales; Selenastraceae
Product: Mannan endo-1,4-beta-mannosidase 6
Exons: 15
Coding region: 1-2109 (702 amino acids)
Molecular function (GO): hydrolase activity, hydrolyzing O-glycosyl compounds
Source: RefSeq, a predicted model, not a curated record
AUGAACUGCUACUGGUUUAUAGACCUGUACGACGAGAACUGGGGCCGUCAGCGGAUUGAGGAAACCCUGGAUGCCGCACAGCGGCUGGGGAUCAGCGUGAUUCGCACCUGGGGUUUCAACGACGGGCUGCCCAAGCGGCGCUUUGUCUAUGACGCCCGGCAGCUGGCCGGCCUCGACUGGACGGUGUACGCCGCCAAGCGGCGCGGCAUCCGCCUACUCCUGGCAAUCGGCAACCUGUGGGCCGCAUACAAGGGGCCUGAGGAGUUCUUAGCGCAGGCCACGGGGAGCGCAGUCUCGAAGGACGUCCUGGAUUUCUACACUGACCCCCGCGCCCUCACUCUCUUCAAACACCACAUCUGGGUGCUGACGUCGCGCGUCAACCCAUACACCGGCGUGGCCUACAAGGACGAGCCGGCCAUCCUGGGGUGGUCCCUCUUCAACGAGCCACGCUGCCCGGGCUGCAUGCAGCCGGCUCAGCAGGCGGCCCACAAGUCUUGGCUGCGUCAGGCGGCCGCGUUCCUGCGCCGUGUGGACCCGCUGCACCUCAUCAGCGCAGCAACAGAGGGCUUCUUUGUCCGCAACGACACCACUAACUAUCACCUCUACAACCCUGGACCUGGCACGCAGUGUGAUGGGGAGGACUGGCUGGCGAUCAACGCACUGCCAGAGUUUGACUUUGCCUCUGUUCACGUUUAUGAGCGCCACUUGGAGCUGCGACCAAAGCCGACAGACCAGCCAAACGGUGGCGACUGGCCAGCCUGGAACUUCUGCGGCUUUGACUGCUAUAUUGAGUGGUUCAAGGUAUACAUGGGCCUGCACAUCCAGCUGGCCGCCUCGCCCCUGGGCAAGCCCCUGGUCAUGGAGGAGUUUGGCUCCACAUGGUGGAAAGCGAGCCCUGAGGACCAGAAGCUGCUCUUCAAGUUGACCUUUGACUGGGUCGCGCAGCAGCAGCGCACCGGCGGCCCGCUGGCGGGUGCCAUGUUUUGGAACGGUGCACACAAUGACAGCGGCGACUACGACGGCUACAACGUGUACAUCGACCGCCCAGCCUCCACCCUCCCCGCCUCUCACCUCCCGCCGCCCCCGGCCGCCUGGCUCGCGUCACCCCCCAUGCUGAGCCCUGAGACAGCCAAGGCUCAGGUUGACGCCGCCACCACAUUUUACACGCAGCUGGGGCAGCCUCCGCCCCCCAACGAUGUGGUGUUCCCGCCCACGGCGCUGCCCGCUGAUCUGGCUGAUCUCGCCGCCGCCUUGAACGCCCUGCCGCCGCCGCCGCCAGUCAUCGCGACGCCGGCGGCUGCUGUGCUCAAGCUGAACGCAACCAACGCAAGCCAGACCCUCGCGGCUAAGCCCUUGCCCGGCGCGCUGGCAGCAGUGCCUGUACCAGCGACGGCCCUUCCAAAGGGGUCAGUUCCCAGCCUUUUUUCAGCAGCUGCUGUGCCAGCCACCGCUGCGCUCCUGCCUGCUGCUGCGAGCCCUGUCACAGUGCCAGCCGGCCCCGCCUCGGCAGUGGAAGCGCCGGCGGCUGGGGCCGUUGCGGGCUCGGCCGGCGGCACCGCCUCUGCUGGGGCGCCGGCCCUGCCGCCGCCCGCCGCAGGCGCAGCAGCGGCUCCUGCGCUGCAGGGCGCCACUCCUGCACAAACGGCGCCCGCGCCGCUGCCAGGCGCAGCUGCCGUCCCGCUGCCGCCGGCUUCAGGCCGCCGGCGGCUGUCGGCAGCGCCAGGCGUGAGCGCGCUGAUGCAUCAUGCCCAUGGGACCGUCGGCUCAGCAGGCGCUGUGCGGCGCCGCAGCCUGCUGGUGGUGGAAGAUCAGCUGGAUGCAUUCAGGCGUGGCGGCUGGCGCGCCGCGUGCGCCGAGGAGGCUGCGAAGACCUGGCGCCCCUACAGGCUGUUCAACCUGACAGACACGGUCUCUGGCGACGCGGCCCUGCAGGCGGCCAGGGGCAGGACCGUCGUCGCCGUGAUCAGCGAGGGGACGGCGGCGCUCAACCAGGGCCGCGACGGCGCCCCCGUGGCGGCGGCCGGGCCGGCGCCGGCGCCGGCGCCGGCGCAGGCGGCGGGAGGGCCUGGGGCGGGUGCGCAGGCCGGGGCCCAAGCGGCCGGGGCUUGA